AUGAACUUUAUCAGUUUCAGUAAACCAGGAUUGCAAGACCCCGGUGACAAUGCUCCCACAACUGGUAGCACCUCUAUGAGGUCUGCUGGGAUGUCUGCAAUGGACAAUAACUCCUACAGUGAUGUCAGCGAUGACCUUGAUGAUGUCAACCAAAAUGACGAUUACAAGAAACAAUACAAAAUGGAUGUGGAUACCGACAACAGCUUGACAUCCCAAUACGGUAUAGGGGCCUCACUCUUGAUCUCCAUGGGAUAUACACCCGGGACAGGCUUGGGAGCCAACCAAGAAGGUAUUGUGGAUCCUAUCAAAACCAAACUCCGACCUCAAGGAAUAGGUGUGGGAGGAAUCUCCGAAAAAGUCACAGAAGAUACCAAACAACAGGAGAUUAAACCUAAAGCAUCACAUAACUCAGAUCUCAUUGCGCUCUACGGCUUGCUCGAGGAGUUAGCCUUGAAGGAUGUCAAUGUCCCUCGAGAUAUCAAAACGAGAGACGCUCGCUUGAAAGAGUUGGUGCAGAAACUCACACAGAUCAACGAAUCUCUCGAUGGCAUGAUCCGGCAGGAGAAGUAUCUACUAUACCAGAACCACGAGCUCCAGCGAACUAUCGAGGAUACAGACAAACAAAUUGGUGAACUUCAACAAAUAAAAGAAGCAUUGGAGCGAAAAGACAUAGACCUGCUAAUAACCAUCAAGCAUCCACGUGCAAAGCACUCAUUUGUGAACUUCUACGCCAAAGACAUGAAGAGUUACAUAAGCGAAGGUAACCUAGGCCAAAUGGCCCAUCUUUCCCAGAAAUAUAGACAAAUUGAACACUUCAACGAGACGGUUCUCAAUCCAUUUGACUCGUUAAUCUACACACAACUCAGAACAGAGAUCCGAGCUUCUCACAACCACGAUGAAAUCGUGCAUAUCCUAGGUGUCUGGCAGGAUAGUUUAAUCCUCACCAGUCCCAUAACCUUAACUAAGCUCAUAAAUGAAGAGGUUGUUCCUCGACUCAUGGAAGAUAUCACCAACUGGAACCCGACCCACCAGCUGCCAGUGUUCCUCAUACACUAUCUCCGGCUCUCAGAGUCAUCGGAAGCGUUUGUGCCACUUAUAGAAAAAGUUUAUACCAAGUUCUUGAAGUAUUUCGAUGCUCCAACCCUUUUGAUGGCAGAAGAGUUGCAAACCAUUACUGGCUUUUGGUUUGAAUUGUUCAAACAGUACCUUGGAGUUGUGUCUGUGGAUCGGCUUCGUGACCACAUCUUUGCAGUUCUUUUGGGUUCUGUGGUAGAUGAUGAAAAUUCAGCAGAACUUGUGUUCAUGAUCGUAAGCUCGCUGUUGCUAACCAAUAUCCACAAAGAAUUGUACCUCCAGUUCAAGUACUUCAAUCCGUGGCUCAAGCGGUUCUCAGAAUUAAAGCAGCACCAUCUCCAGAAAUUUCUUGUGGAGUUUAAAAAGUGGUACCAACUAAUCAAAGGGUUCAUCACCAAGUACCAGAUAACUGGUGAACCUCUCGAUAUCAUCAGCUGGAACCUUAACAAGCUCUUCAGUGAUAACCCCCUCGAGAAGCUACCCUCCUUAGAAAACCAGUUCUUUCCUUCUAAUACGUUAAUUCUAAACUAUAUCGGGGGCAGCAAUGGCUUUAGUGUGCAAGGAAUCCCGUCGUCGCAGCUUCUGGCAUCCUUCAAAGACGUGGUGGAAAGCUACUGUUUAGCCCAAAACAUCUCAUUUAAGGUAAUGGGACAAGAUCCAAGCAGGGGGACCAUCUACGAAUUCUCCCGCUCCAGAAGGGCUACUGGAUACCUCAAGGAGGAUGUGUUAUACGUGAAACCAUCAAUGGGUGCAAAUUAUUCUGCAGUGGACGUUUCCGCGCUAUCAUCACUAGUUUGA
Yamadazyma tenuis ATCC 10573 is the source of this 1872-nucleotide messenger RNA. RefSeq lists its product as uncharacterized. Gene Ontology annotation, cellular component: U2-type post-mRNA release spliceosomal complex. Gene Ontology annotation, molecular function: nucleic acid binding. Gene Ontology annotation, biological process: spliceosomal complex disassembly. Lineage: Eukaryota; Fungi; Ascomycota; Pichiomycetes; Serinales; Debaryomycetaceae. The record is from RefSeq and is a predicted model, not a curated record.